Molecule: messenger RNA, 687 nt
Organism: Dovyalis caffra
Lineage: Eukaryota; Viridiplantae; Streptophyta; Magnoliopsida; Malpighiales; Salicaceae
Source: the annotation of a GenBank genome assembly
AUGGGAGAUGUUAUAUUGUUUGUGGAUGAUUUGCAAACAAGUUGUGCAGUAUCACACUGCAGAAUUUGUCAUGAAGCAGAAUUUGAAAGCUGUAAAAGCUUGGAAGCUCCUUGUGCUUGCUCUGGAACUGUCAAGUUUGCACAUAGAGAUUGCAUACAGAGAUGGUGUAACGAGAAGGGAAAUACAACUUGUGAAAUAUGUCUCCAGAAUUAUGAACCAGGAUACACGGCACCUUCAAAAAAGUGUGAGCUGAUUGAGGCAAUGACGAUUAGAGACAGUUUGGAAAUUCCAAGAAGAGAACAUGAUUCGGAAAACCAAGAAUUAGGAGCCAUAGCCGAGAGAGCCACAGCUGGCACUGAGUACUCUCAUUGCUCAUCUGCCGCGGACAGGAGCGCCUCUUGCUGCCGGUGUUUGGCUCUAACGUUUACAGUCCUUAUGCUUUUGAGACAUCUUUUCGCUACACUCACCGGCGGAACAGAAGAUUACCCAUUUACACUUGUUACUAUACUUAUCUUAAGAGCUUGUGGAAUUUUAUUCCCAAUGUAUGUUGUUUUUUGGACAAUUGCAGCAAUUCAUAGAAGCAUUCGGUAUCAAUAUCAGGAUUCUGAUGAUGAUGAUGAAGACUACAUUUCAAACUCUGAUGGAGAUGAGGGCGAGAAUCAAGAUGGGCAACCGCAUUUAGUCUAA